Thunnus maccoyii (southern bluefin tuna) is the source of this 8663-nucleotide messenger RNA. RefSeq names its product alpha-protein kinase 3-like. The transcript has 13 exons. The record is from RefSeq and is a predicted model, not a curated record. Bases 89 to 5047 code for a protein of 1652 amino acids. Gene Ontology annotation, cellular component: nucleus. Gene Ontology annotation, biological process: cardiac muscle cell development; protein phosphorylation. Gene Ontology annotation, molecular function: ATP binding; protein serine/threonine kinase activity. NCBI's taxonomy places the organism in Eukaryota, Metazoa, Chordata, Actinopteri, Scombriformes, Scombridae.
AAAUAAGUGACAACAAAAAAGUUUUUUCUUUUUUUUUUCUUGGAGAACUUUUUUUUCUUUCUCUGAGUAUACCUUUAUCUGGGGGAAAAUGGGCUCACGGAGGAGUUCCUCUUUUGGCAAUGGACGAUCCAGCAAUGGGAUUGAGAUCAAUGGGAGUAGCCGGCCUGGUGGCUGCAGCUACCUCUCUAACGUGAGGCCAGAGACCAGGAGCACGCUCUGCAGUGUGAUGGCACAGUUAACAGAAGAAACACAACCCUCCUUCGAAACAACCCUGAAGUCAAAAGCUGUGUCUGAGAAUUGCAAUGUGAAGUUCUCUUGUGUGGUUACAGGAUACCCUUCCCCUCAAAUUAUUUGGUAUAAGGAUGAUAUGCAGCUGGACAGAUACUGUGGACUGCCUAAAUAUGAAAUAUUCCGCAACGGACAAAACCAUUCCCUGCACAUUUACAAUUGCACUAUUGAGGAUGCGGCUAUAUACCAGGCAUCAGCCAGCAACAGUAAAGGUAUUGUGUCUUGCUCUGGGGUUCUGGAAGUUGGUGAAAUGAAUGAGUUCAAGAUCCAUCAGCGCUACUUUGCCAAGCUGAAACAGAAGGCUGAAAACAAACGCAGGGAAGUAGAAGGUAAAGAAAACCAGGAGCCACUACGAACCAUCAGUCCAGACCGCUCACAGAGGAAACGCCGCUCUACAAUGGAGGCCUUUCUGAGCACACCAAGCUCCAUGGAGGAUGGGGGCAAUGAGGAGAGCCAUCAGGCUGUAGCCAUGGAGUCUGAGGCCAGGUUGCAGGACACCACUGUGGAGGAGGUGGAGGAAAAGACAGUCCCCAUCACUAAUGGAGCAGUUUCUGCUCUAACUAAUGGACAGGUCAUCAGUGAAAAUGAUAAUAAGGGUGGGAUAUACAUAUAUGACUCUGCCCAGAAGACUUUCACUAUGCACCAACCCAAAACUCCCUUUGUCAAGAAGAAGAUUAAAAUUUCCAACAGUUCAAAAGUUGCAAAAGCAGAUACUCAAGGAGAGAGGGCGUCUGAGGAGAGAAGGGCAAAAGAGGAGCCCUCCACCUCUGUGGCUCUGGCCUGCACAGAGUCUGGACAGUCUAAGAGAAAUUUAGUGGAGGUUAUGGAAGUAGAGAAUAUUGUUAAUGCAUCAGUUUUGGAUUUAGACUCCAGAAACAAGGCAGAACAUCAUCUGAAAUCAGCAACAAAGGAAGCAUUGUUUGUUUCAAGGGAUAAAAAUGUUUGUGCUGUGCCUCCACAGAAAGAACAGCUCACUGCUUCAGUAUCUCUUGCUGCUCAUACACCUACAAAGUAUACAGCGUCAGGAACCGAAGGUAAACUAGAUGCCAAGCAUGAAAAGGAAGAUGAACGCAAAGAUACAGAAGAAAAUUUGGAAAUGCGGAACCAAAAUCCUCACAUGACAUCAACACAACUACAGACGAGUGCUGUACCAGCUCCAGCAGCCCAAAUCACAGAGCUCAUUACCAACACAGAUAAUGUUACAGUCAUGGAUGUUGAUGGGAAGUCAAAUACUUCCACUGAUGGAACUUUAUUGAACAGAGACCUUGUGUCAGUGGACACACCGCAUGAAAGCAGGAUUGCUUUGCCUCAGCGUGCGUGUGAACAGACUGGAGAUCAGCUGUCUGAGAAGGAAACAACCCCCUGCCAAAAGAAUGCGUCUGUGCCUCGGCCAGUGCUGCUGAGCGAGGUUACACAGGCCCAUACAAAGAUGAACAGGAAUGAUGCACCUGUCAACCUUGAGCUACCACCCGACCCGUGUUCGAUGGACGCACAACCACCACAAAAGACUCCAUCAGAAAGAAAGACCACAACAGAUGACAUCCAGACCCCUUCUGUGCACCAUGGUCUUGAAGUAGCCAUUGAAAAAAUGACACAGGACACAUGGGAUCAUUCCAGGGGAUCAAAUGAAAGUCGUACGGCCCUUUUUACAGACCUACAGAAGUCACCCCUCGAAAGCCCUGGUGGUGGUGAGAGCACCCGAGGGUGUAAUGUUUCACCCACCAACCAGCAAAGCCAAGUUGAUACACCUAUAAAAUCUGUUGAAGGGACAAAAAUACAAGUUGAUGAGAAGUUAGAGAGCAAUGAAGUAGGUAAGUUAUUAGUGCAGACUGAGAGUGUGGUGCCAAAUGAAAAGAUAGUUGAGAUGGAAACUGAAACUGCUGCUGUACACAAAAUUGAACAAACUGAAAUAGAAAAGACCAGAGGUAAAGCAGAUAAAGACACUGAUGUUAUCAUUGUGGAUGCAUCUAAUAAGGAAAGAGACAAGAAUGAACCCAUAUCAAAAAUGGAGGAGAAAAACAGUUCAGAAUUACAUCAUGUGAAGCCAGCUAAAUUUGAGACUGCUAUGCCACAACUAAAAAAACCUCCUGAAAAUAUAAACUUAUCCAAGCAUCAAAUUAAUGGCUUUCAAGAAAUUCAAAAACCUGUGACACGAAUCAUAUCCGUUGCUGAACUUUUGAGAUCUCAAAUACAGGCUCUUGAUGUCACAGUAGCAAAUUCAAUACCCAGCAUACUGGUCCCCGCUGAGAAUGUAAAAAAUCCCACUACAACAGCUACAGACACAUGUCAGGAAUUAAGAGAUGAGCAGAGCAAACGUAAACCGGAAGUGAAGAAAUCAGUGCCUGACAGGAAAACUGAAACAAGUAUUGAUGAUCCUCCUCCCAAAAACAUAAAGGAAACCCUCAUGGAAAUUUACCACCAACUAAAUCAUCCCGAUCAGGAAAAAAUUCAGACUCAAGGUGAAAUUUCACCACCCGUUCAGGCCCUGCAAAAGCCUCAUAUGAUCCCUCCUAUCUCCAUCGUAGACACUGGCACCACUAUAGACACCACAGGACAUCAUGCUAGUGCCAAAAAAUAUAAUGAGGGUAUCAUGGACAUUGGCCAGGAAACUGGAGCAUCAACUCUGAAAGACUGCCCUGUUGUUUCCCUCUCUGAGAGUGUCAGAAACAGUUUUACUCCUAUGACGUCAAAAGAGGAACUGACCCAAAGACUUACAUCAAGUUCAAAUCUGUCUGGAAGAGUCAGUCAAGAACCCGGGACACCAAUAAAGGCCAGCAGUCAAGGGCAAGCCACAGAUGAAUCUGUUCAAGGCAAAGACAUGGGAUUUGUACAAAAGUUAACUCCACAAAUUAAACUCAACAGCAAAACACAGUGUAGGAAUAAUGAAAUAAAUUCCACAACAUUUUCAGAUCAAUGCAAAAUAGAAGAACACAACAUUAACAGUUGUUUACAGAGUGUGCAAAAGAUUCCCACUAAAAGUGUACUUGCCACAGACACACAAGAAAAUAAUCAGCAAAGUCAGCAGAGUACUAUGGUUGAGGAAUUUUCAAAGACUGAUUCCUUAACUAAUCCAAAUCCUGAGGCUAGUCCAUUGUUAAAGAGAAGAAAUUGUGUUUCUCCCAUCCCUUCUGCUACUCCACAAGAGCUGGCCUCUGGGGCCCGCCGCAAAAUCCUGAUACCCAAGGCCAAACCUGAGGAGGCCACAGAGGCCACAUCACUGAUUGAUAACCAAACUCAGAAAAAGGAGGUGUCUACACAGAGCAGCAAGCUUUCCUCAAGUCCCGUGAUGCUUUCUACGUCUCCAAGCCUGUCACGACGGUCACCUCUACUUCAACCCUCUGGAGAGCGAACCUCUCCAGUAGAAAAGCGUUCUCCGCUCCUCACCAGGAGGAAGAUGACAGCUGAGACUCAAGCACCAAGCCAGCAGCCCAUUGAGGAGAUCCACACCCUGAAAACUGAGAGAAAACCUGCAGAGAAGGACAAGCAUGACCCAUUCAAAGCUCCUCAAGUUAUCCGUAAGAUCAGGGGUGAAACCUUUGCAGAUGCCUCAGGACACUUGAAACUGUGGUGCCAGUUCUUCAAUAUUCUCAGUGACUCUACAAUCAAAUGGUACAGAAAUGAAGUGGAGAUUGUGCAGAUUAAAAGAAAUGCAGGGGAUGAAACUCAGGUCAAUCUUGCUAUUGUUCAAGCAUCAAGCAAAGACUCUGGUGUUUACGGAUGCACAAUCACAAAUGAAUAUGGGACAGACUCAACUGAUUAUCUACUUAGUGCAGAUGUCUUGGCUGGAUUAUCCCUACGUGAGGACCUUGGUGUUGGAGAAGAAAUUGAAAUGACACCUUUGGUAUUCAACAAGGGCGUUGCCGAUUCUGGUGUCUGGGGCAACAAAUUCUUUGGCCGUAUAAUGAUGCAGGAGUCUCGUAUUGGUGAUGGCUGUGCUCACAAAGUCUGGAGGGCAAAAGUCAUCUAUGGCCUGGAGCCUGUUUUUGAGUCUGGAAACACAUGUAUCAUUAAAGUAUGCAACCCUAUCGCCUAUGGAGGCAAAGAGGAAAGCAGCCUCAUAGACAGGAACCUGGACUUUGUCAGGCAGGAGUGUAAAAUUCAGAACUUGGCUCGUGAAUACUGCAAAAUCUUCUCUGCAGAGGCAAGAGUGAUUGAAAACUUUGGGCCUUCUCUGGAGGUAAUUCCGGUCUACUUGAUGUACCGACCAGCAAACACAAUCCCCUAUGCCACAGUGGAGGCUGAUCUGAUGGGAGUAUAUCAGAAAUACUCUGUCCUGGAUCACACAGGCAGAAUAGAAAUGAGGACUGCAUCUGAGGUGGAGCAGAAGUGCUGUGCUCUGCAGCACUGGAUCUUUCAGUGGACCAAUGGAAAUCUGCUACUCAGUCAGCUAGAAGGUGUUGACACAAAGAUCACCAAUGUUGGAAUUACAGUCAAAUCUACGGGGCAUCAAGGUCUCUCUAUUGAAGGGAACCCCAAAGUUUUUGAACAGUUUAUCUCCCAGCACCAGUGUAACUAUUUCUGUGGUCUGCUCAGCCUGAGGUCACUAAAGGUCUUGGACUCUUUAAUGACGCCAACAAAGCCCAAGGGCUCCAGGAGCCCCUUACUUCAACGCAAGAUGGCCACUGGCUCCUCCAGCCCCCAGACAGGCAGGAAAGCUGCUGGCAGCCCCAGACUGCCCAGGAAAUCUGAGCAAGAAGGCAGCAAGACCGCUACUAAACAAAAAGCUGCUGAUGCUCCCAAAGUUGUUAAAAUGGCAUAGAGUAAUUAUCACCAAAUGAGACAUUUAAGAUCACAGAUUUUCUCAGUGGAGCAGUGUGCUGAUGAUACGCCAGUGAUUGUCUCCAUAAUGAAGUCCUGAACCAGUAAUUGUUCACUGUUGGGUAUGUAUCAACAAAACAGCCCAGGGGGAGCUGAAAGAAAGACAGAUGGCUGAUGACCUCUGUUUUUAAGAGAGGUACAAAACCCUUCAGAGACCGUGAGACAGAAAAAUAAGUAAUAUGACUUCAAUAUUUAAUUUUAACAGCCACCAUUCCUCUCCAUGAUCACUUAUUGUGGAUUGAUGCCAUCAUUUGUUGUGGAUUGUCUGUCAUAGUCAACAAAUCUUAGGGCAACAACUGUUGUGUAAUAUGAAAAAAUAGUGUACCUGGGUUUGUAUUCUAUCAAUCCAUGCACCUUUGUAGGUCACUGAUUGUGGAUCCCAGUCUCAGGUCAGUGCAUUUGUACAUCAAUGUCAGAGAUAAAACAUUUUGGACUGAAGUGGCAUUAUAUACAGUAUGUGUUAUUCUCAGUGUAAGAGCACAAACAAUUAUCUUUUGUAGUCACCCUUGUAAGAAUAUAUAGGGGUUACUGUAUGGCAAUUCAAGUAAAACCAUAACACUUGAUAAACAGUAACCCUCAUGUUUAUACAGCACAGUUUUUUUUAGGGAGAAGUAUAUUGAUACCAGAGUAAGUCUCUUUUUCCUGAUCGUCUCAGGAAUGUAUCAAGCCAAAUGUAGCUUCACGUGACACUGUUGUACAGUGGCUAAUGGUGCUGUGCUUUUAUAUUUUAACCUGUCAUGUUUACCUGUCAUGCUACAUUGCGCUGCAUUUUUAGAAACUGCACCUUUGAAUGCAACUGGCUGUAAAAUAAAAAGAUACUAUUAUGCCUUGUAUGUUUGAAGAUGCUGUGAAAGUGCAUGACGUGCUUUUUAGAUUCUGAGUGCCAUUCUUAAUAGAAAUUAGCAUAUUAUAGAGCAGGCUGAAUCACUGUAAUGAAAGCUAUCCCACUUAGUGUAUCUGACAUCAGCAUUCAUUCAUUAUCAUAUCGUCUGGAAAGAUAAGUAACCCUGUGUUAUCUCAGUGGCUCCUAUUAUCUGAGAGGACUCAGAGGUCACAUUUCUCUCUGUCAUCAUGCUUACAUGUGCCCAUUAUUUACAGCAUGGCAGUUGCUAUGAAAAGGGAUGCCAUAUUUUAGUAAAACAACACUAUACUUUUAACUUAAUCUUUUCCCGCUACAUCAGAAUUUUACAAAAGCUUUACUGCUGAUCUGCUUUGCUGUAGUAUCCCCAUACACUAUCUGUAAAGUAAUAUCUAAAUGAAGCCUAAAUGCACAACAUAUCUUGGAAUGAGGAAUUAAAAUUAAAAUUUAAAAUUUAAAAAAUGUCAGGCCUUGGGACUUGUUAGCAUAGCAAAAGACAAAAAUACAUUAAUUGAACACACAAAAAUGUACUAAUAUGUCAAAGAGGAGAGAAAAGAUGAGAAAAACGUUUGAUAUUUCCUGUAAUUUGGAGUCAGAAUCAGGCAUACAUUUGAAAUGAAUGCACUAAGGAUUCUUCAGUGUUAUGAAUGUCUAACUUGAGAAAAUACAUACAAGGCCAGUGUAAAAAAGAAAAAAAAACCUUUUGUUGAGCCAUUCAGGGGCAAAGCAGAUUCCUUCACAAAUAUCUGAGAAUGAAGUGUUGCUCGUAACCAGUGUGUUUACAGGGUGAAAGGCUAACUUCAUCAUGAUAAUCAUUUGUGAUUCCCAGUCAUUAGUGAGUCAUCCUUUAUGUAAGCAGUGGCCUCAUGCACAAGUGUGAACAGUGCUGGAAAGCUAAAUGUAAGCUUGGCAAAAAAAAAAGUUCACUUAGUGUCACUUCUGAUGUUGUCCAGCAGCACGAGAGGGUCAGAGGCUGUCAACAGAAGAAAGAGAUGACAGAUGUUGACUUUGACACAUCUAUAGUGUUGAUAGCAGGAUGAAAAUAGAUGGGUUGCCUGCACAAGGAGAACCCUUUUCAUUGAAGUUUUGACCUUAUAGUUUCCCACUGAGUGCAGCUCUAGAGUGACCUGAGUAAAACACCUGCAUUACAUCAUAACCUUACUUGUUAGCUUAACAUCUGACCCAUGUCUCUCAUUUAAUCAUCCACUAAUGAUUUCUACAUUAAUUCUGUUUUGCCGUGUGUCCAUCUGGGCUAUCAUCCUGUUCAUUAGACGUUGGUGUAUGUGGAGGAAAGGGAUGGGAUGUAGUGUGACUUAGGUGUGAAAAAAAACAAGUAGAAGAUUAGGCCUAUCAUGAAACAAGGCACUCCUGCCACCUACUGUUAGUUCAAUCACCGUACCAUUGAUGAAAAGUAAGACAAGUAAAAAGAAAUGCUCCCUUGCACUAACAAAUGAUGUCUGUCUUUAUUUGACCAAACUUCUUACAUUAUAAAGUACUGAUAAAUACUGCUAUUGUAGUAUUUCUUAUCAUCACAAAAUAAGUACAAGAUUAAAACUAUCGAUCACAUAUGUAAAGGGUUAUCCACAAUACUGUCACUGAGUGACAGAAAUGAAUAAAACGGAUAAACAGUAUCUUGCCCACUGACUCAAAUCAUCCUUAACCUCACCGUGUGAAUUAUGUGAAAUCACUUCACGUUGUCAGUGACAAUGUCUAUUUGAAAAACCACAUUUGUCUGAGAGGAAUAACGUCAGACAGUGAGAUAUACUUUAAUCUGAACGAGCUUCCUGCAAGACAUUACAGACAAAAUUAUAAGUGAAGUGGGGAAAUUAAAGAGAAAAGAUGCAUUGGCACAGCUCUUCAUACUGCACGAGUAGCUCUGACGGAAUGCACUGGAUCAGUAAUUUCAGCAUUAAUACCUAUGAUGAGACACAGCAAAUGAGUGACUUGUUAGUCCCCAACUGUAGAACUUUUGAAUUUAAGCCUAAGUAAUUGCCAUUUCAUUUAAUAAGACAUAAUGUUGAAUUCAUGUGAAGAUCUAGCACUCUGAGCGGGGGUUCUUAGCACAUUUAAACACAUUUACAGUAUUCAGUCUCACAUUCAGCCUUAUUAUGUGGCAACGUGUAAAACUAUGCUCCACACAAAAGAUCUUAUUUGCAUUUCAUUUAGAUAGUUUUGACAGAUAACAGCAGCAAUAGCAACAGAUUGGAGACAAUGGUCUACAAAAGCUGUAUAAGCUUCUGCCACACAAUAUUUUUACAUUCAGCCAGACAUUAUUUGUACAAUAUCAGAGGUGCAGUAAGGAUGUACAGUGAGUCAGAUCUCAAUAAAUCAAAUGGAAAAGGGGAGAAUACAGAAACAGAGGCUUGCAAGUGUGGUAUCUAAGAGCCUGUGAUUCUGACCUCACAUCGUUGUGUCUGACUGACCUCAAUUACCAUUGGCGCGCCACGGUAGUUGUGACCAUUUAGGCAGAUUAUAUGAAAAGGAUCACACGUCCCUAAAUGCCACAGACUAGUUGGCAUUUGAAAAAAGUUUUAUCUCCAGUCCACCAAAAGUCGCAGGCUGCCACUGGUCUCUGUGCCGUCGCUAAGUUGACUGUCAGUGCUGAGUUAAUCUACCAUAUCACAGCAAGCUUUUGCUGACUAUGAAAUAAUGACAUUCUGAUGCAUAUCUCACAUUAUUUCCUCUCAUGGGAGAACUU